Molecule: messenger RNA, 1191 nt
Organism: Scedosporium apiospermum
Lineage: Eukaryota; Fungi; Ascomycota; Sordariomycetes; Microascales; Microascaceae
Exons: 9
Coding region: 1-1191 (396 amino acids)
Biological process (GO): transmembrane transport
Cellular component (GO): membrane
Molecular function (GO): transmembrane transporter activity
Source: RefSeq, a predicted model, not a curated record
AUGGCGGAACCAAGAAAACACGAUGCCGAUCAUAUCUCCCUUCCUCGUUCCGGAUCUGAAGAUACGCCUAACAAAUCUAGUCAGGGUCUUCCUUCUCAGGCGCCUGGGAGAAACAACAUUGCUGCUGCUGCCCUCGCUGGAUUAAAAGAUGAGCUCGACUUGAAGGGGAACCAGUUUCCGACUGCGGUUAGCAUCUUGUUUGUAGGAUAUCUACUCAUGCAGGUACCUUCGAAUCUCUUUCUCAAUAAGAUUGGGAAGCCCGCCAUUUACCUUCCAACGGCGAUGGUAAUCUGGGGGGUUAUUUCAGCGGCUACCGCAGGAGUCCAAAGUUAUGGGGGACUCCUCACCGUCCGUUUCUUCUUGGGCUUCGUCGAGGCUGCGUUCUUUAAUAUGGAUGGGGUGCGAGGAUGGCGCGCCUGGCGAUGGUUGUUUCUCAUAGAAGGUGUCAUUACCGUCUUCAUCGCCAUUGGCAUGUACUUUAUACUGCCCAACUUCCCGCGUACGACAACCUGGCUCAGCGAAGAGGAAAAAGCGGUAGCGAUCUGGCGACUGCAAGAGGAUGUAGGAGAGGACGAUUGGGUAAGCAGCGAAGAUCAGUCACUUUGGCGAGGAUUCAAACUGGCAUUAGAAGAUGUUAAGACGUGGGUGCUGCUCCUCCUUGUAUUUUGCAUCGUUGCAAGUGGAUCCAUCACCAACUUCUUCCCGACGGUCGUCAAGACUCUGGGCUACGGUGAUGUGCCGACUCUCCUCCUGACCAGCCCACCUUACGUCCUUUGCUUCAUCGUGACGUGCCUCAACUCGUGGCAUGCCGACCGCACUGGUGAAAGAUAUUUCCACAUCGUAUUGCCUCUCAUGGUUGCCGUUGCCGCCUUCAUCCUGGCAGCGAGUACGACGACGAUGGUGCCUCGGUAUAUCAGCAUGAUGCUCAUGCGGAUAUACAACCUCACUGGCCUGGAUAUCGAACACACUCCCACGACCGCCGGCAAAAAGGGCAGCGGCGCUCGCGUUCAUCAACGCAGCGCGUUUGUACACAAUUGCGUCGCGUGCUUCGUGGCGGCGUGUGCGGCGACGAUCCUCCGGUUGAUUCUGAUGAGGCUGAAUAAGAAGCUGGAAAGAGGGGAGCAUGUCAAGGGUGCCAUCAAUGCUGUUCCUGGCGAGGCGUCUGAGCACGGGUUUAGGUUUAGGCUAUGA